This is a messenger RNA of Betta splendens (Siamese fighting fish), 2236 nucleotides long. RefSeq names its product tetratricopeptide repeat domain 22 (gene ttc22). Lineage: Eukaryota; Metazoa; Chordata; Actinopteri; Anabantiformes; Osphronemidae. Gene Ontology annotation, molecular function: protein binding. The transcript is spliced from 8 exons. Bases 123 to 1808 code for a protein of 561 amino acids. The record is from RefSeq and is a predicted model, not a curated record.
AGUUACAACUGUGGGCGGAGGAAGACGGGCUGUUUUCUUAAGUAGGGACUUCAAACGACAUUCGAUUCGCAGCGGUUUUCUGACCUGUCGGACAGUAACACAAUUAGAAUCACAGAUACAGGAUGGAGGCCGACAGCAGCGAAGACAUCGAGUCUCUCAUAGAGGACAUGGACUACAUACCCGGCCACUUCCACCUGAACCUGAACCUCAACUGUGAGCCCUCUGGGCCCGCGAGGCUGCGGCUCAGGGACACGUACCUGAAGCAGGAAAGCCUGCGGGGGGAGCUGGAGGCCGAGGUCGGGUACCUGCAGUACGCGGUCCGAAACCUGCUGGGUCUGCUGGCCUUUCACCUGGAACAGCUGGACGCGGCCGAGGAAGCAUUUAGGAGCAUCUGCAAAGAGGACCCGGGGAACCUGAACGCCUGGGCCAACCUGGGCUGCGUGUACGACCGGCUGGGGAGCGAGGCGGAGGCGGCCGAGUGCGUGGAGAGAGUGUCGCAGCUCAUGGCCCAGGAGGAGGCGCGGCUGCCGGCCGCGCGCGGCCUGGCCGAGCAGGCCUACGUCCACCCGUAUGACGUGGAGCUGCACGGCGAGGACGAGCUGAGGGAGAGGCUGGUGGCGGCGCUGAUGCUCUACAACAGGGCUCUGGACUAUGGCGGGCAGCUGAUCCCGACAGAGGAGAAGCGAAGCUGGUAUUUCAAAAUGGCGAUCAUCUACGUGAGGUUGGACGACAUAGUGAAAACCAAGGAGGACUCCGAGUACUCCAGACUCUCUCACUACAAUAAAGGCCUGCAGCUCCUGAAGGAAACACUGGCUUCUGACAAAGUCCUCCACAGAGCUCUCGCCUGGUGCUACGUUGGACUCAUGUUGGAGCGGAAGGGGGACUUCACCACCGUGCCCAUGUCUGUGCACGACUGCGGCUUCUCCGCCUCGGACCCUCUCACCUGCUACGGAACCGCCAUAAACUUGGCAAGUGACGACGCGUUCGUGCUGAACCUUCUGGCCAAGGUCUUCUUUCUGACGGGCAAACACGAGAUGGCCACGGGGAUCUGCAACAUGGCCCUCAGCGUGCUGCCGGACCCGGAGCUGAACUGGCAGGCCUACUGCACCCGGGCCAAGAUCAGCACAGCGCUCUACAUCAGAGACCUGGAGAGGGCAAAGUGUGGCCAAGGUGCCAUCCCGGACCGGCAGAAGCUCACCGAGGCCAGGAAGGACCUGAACAAGGUGCUGGCCGUGCGUCCGAGUCUGAGAACUCACCUGGAACUGGCACAGGUGCUCUACUACACGGGCGUGGACGCGCUCCAGGAGGGCCUCAUGGUGGACGAGGGGGCGGUGAACAGCGCGCUGGUGAGCCUGUCGCACGCGCUGCAGUGGCGCAUGGCCGACGCCCUGCCGGACCUGCACGUGCUCCGAGGCUGCUGCCUGCUGCUGAAGGGCGAGGAGCAGAACGCCGCCGACUGCUUCAAACGGGCCGUGGAGCUGGAGCGGCCCGGCAGCACGGACACGGCGGCGCUGCGCUGCCUCCUGCAGGCGCUGCUGGCUCUGUUCAUGCAGGCCGGGCCCGACGCGGGCCGCGCCGUCACCCAGCUGGAGACGUGGGUGCAGAAGGCGGAGGAGACGUACACCACGGACCUGGUGAAGCUGGAGCUGAGGUGCCUGUACAGGAGCCACACGGCCGAGGUCACCGAGCUGUCCAGGGCGCUGAUCAGCACGGGGCGCACGGAUCUGGUGAGGAGGCUGCUGGAGACAGUGGUGCCCACACAGCUGGCCAAGAAGAGGCCCGUCGCCAGAUGUGUGUCGUACACGUGAGGCGAUCACGCUUUAACAGAUAACAGGCGCGUGAGCAAACAAAUGCGGGCGUGCAGUGAUUCUAUGGCACCGGACAACAUUUCACCGAUAAGCAGAUAGCAGAUAAACACUGUGAUGAGCCGUGAGUCAAAGCUGUGAUUCAUUCACUGAAUGCCUUUACUGUUUAAGGACUUUAAACAACACGAUGUGGGUGAUAAUUUAUUGUGAACGUUCUUCAGGUUUAAAACAAAAACCUGUGGGUGUUUGAGAGCGUCGCUGAAAAGCUACUGGACACAGUGAUAUAACUAGGCUUGAGGUGCGACUGUGAUGAGUGUUCCACUGGUGACCAGACGAGGGCGCUAAAGACUUCACAUGCAACGAUCGUUUAAUCCCACUCAGGAGUUUGUACACGAAAAACCACUGUGAAUAAAAGGCGACUUUCUACUUAA